This is a messenger RNA of Paramacrobiotus metropolitanus, 1051 nucleotides long. RefSeq lists its product as uncharacterized. Lineage: Eukaryota; Metazoa; Tardigrada; Eutardigrada; Parachela; Macrobiotidae. The transcript has 5 exons. The coding region runs from base 456 to 1043 and encodes 195 amino acids. The record is from RefSeq and is a predicted model, not a curated record.
UAACACAGAAAGAUCAAUAUAGAAUCUUCGGUAAAACAGUGAACCCAGCUACGACUACGAGUACAGUAGCAGCACCUUAUUUUAAAUUAUGCGAAAUUUUAAAUUUUUAAAUUUCUAAGCAUGAAUGAAUCCAACGGAGCGUAGAAUAUAUCUGAAUUUGACAACGCUACUGGACCGACGCUGAUCAGGAACGGAGUGUACGGUUUGCAACUUGGCACCGUGUUUGUGACCGUUGUCCGUUGCACGAACCAGAGAUAUGGCGGGUCCCCCCAAGCGAUCUGGACAUUUCACCGCGUUCGGUGAAGGCCGGGGACGUUGUUGUUACCUCUGAACCCUGGAUCUGGUCGUUCCCGUAUAACAACCACAAAGUUCUGUGUGCCCAGUGUUUCACCGAAGCUGCGGGGCCAGCGGGGCUGCGUGUGUGCUCUGGUUGCAAACUGUACCGCUACUGCAACAUGGAAUGCCAGUCAGCUGACUGGAAAAAGGAGCAUAAACACGAGUGUGCCAUGCUGAAGAACAUUCACAAGAAACUGCAACCGUUUCAAGCUGCGGGUGUUUUUGACCACGACUGCGGACUGCAGCACUGCUCCCUGUUCGGAUGUUGCACUGCAGAGAUCCUCGUGGCCAAAAUCAUCAACAAAAUCACGAAUGGCCUGAUGGAUGAAGUAUCGGGAUUCGCCGGACGCGUCACGGUCCAGCAAGUCCUCGAUGUGCUUCCACUCCAGCCAAUCUUUCCGAAUAUUACGAACGUAUUUCACCACUUUAACCGGGAGAUCAGCGCCGCCAUUUGGCCAUCGAUCGCGACGGUCCGCGACAGUAUUCCGCGCUUUCAGGAAAUGCUGCAGAAGCUGGUGUGCAAUGCACUGCCCAUUCCGAAUCAGCGCAGCAAACUGAAACUGCAGAUGAUUGCCAUCUUCCCGCGGGCGCUGCAGCGGCACAUGACCCCGGUCUGCCUGGACACCAACGUCACCAUGGAUCCGCAAGGACGCACUAUGGUGGUGCGGGCGGUUGAGGAUAUUUAUUUCACCGGAAUGAAAGAUUGAGGGCGAAA